UUGCAGAGCUCCAAAAAAGAAAGAGGGAAACUUUCCCUAGGUCACCGGCAUUCUCGCGAGAUGAAUGUGGAGGAAGAGGUGGGUCGCUUGCGACUGGAGAUCGAGCGCCUGGGAACGGUCCUGCCCGAUGGAUCCACCGUCGUGAAAUUUGGAAUCCUCUUCAACGACGAUCGGUGUGCCAAUCUCUUCGAGGCGCUGGUUGGAACCCUGAGGGCCGCCAAGAAGAGGAAGCUCCUUACGUACGAUGGAGAGCUCCUCUUGCAGGGAGUGCAUGACAAUGUGGACAUAGUUCUCUUCAAGCCUGUCUCCAAUUGAUCAAUGCAAACUUUUCUUUA
Selaginella moellendorffii is the source of this 335-nucleotide messenger RNA. Its product is annotated as costars family protein WS02710_H03. The transcript is spliced from 2 exons. Gene Ontology annotation, biological process: regulation of actin filament-based process. NCBI's taxonomy places the organism in Eukaryota, Viridiplantae, Streptophyta, Lycopodiopsida, Selaginellales, Selaginellaceae. The record is from RefSeq and is a predicted model, not a curated record. Bases 61 to 315 code for a protein of 84 amino acids.